Oryzias latipes (Japanese medaka) is the source of this 2294-nucleotide messenger RNA. Its product is annotated as small integral membrane protein 14. Gene Ontology annotation, cellular component: endoplasmic reticulum. Lineage: Eukaryota; Metazoa; Chordata; Actinopteri; Beloniformes; Adrianichthyidae. The record is from RefSeq and is a predicted model, not a curated record.
CGUGUAUUAAACAAAACACAGACCGAUGGUUGACAUGUCUCUGGUCUGACGGCGACUGUAGGGAAGAACUGUGAGGUGCAGGCCCGCUAAAGACGAUUACGUCGCCUUGUUCGUGGGUCUGAAAAGUCAGGUGGAGACGGUCUGGUGAGAAAUGGCGGAGGGCGGCUUCGACCCCUGCGAGUGCAUCUGCAGUCAUGAAUUCGCUAUGAGGCGUCUCAUCAACCUGCUCAGGCAAUCCCAGUCUUACUGUACAGAUGCAGAGUGCCCUCAGGAGUUGCCAGGACCUAAUGGACUAGUCGGUGGAGAUGGAGAUCUGACCCUCCCCAUGGUUCUGAUGGGAUGGGCCGUAGUGGCCUUGGUCUUGUUUUUGCUCCGCCCAUCCAGUCUCAGGGGACGACGCCCUACAGGGAAACCCUCCGGACCCCAAAAUAAUCACGGAAGGGAACCUCCAGCCCCACCCGUUGACUAACACUGAAUGCAGACGACCAGCAGUCCUGAUGCUCUUUUUGGAGGAACGUGACCAGCCUUCCUGUCAGCUUUUACUCACAUUUCCACCCCUCUGCCUCCUUUUUCUUUUUUAAAACUUUGGUCACAGGUCUUUAUGUGAUUGUUCCUCUAAGAGCCCGACUGAACUCAAAUCUCUGACGCCAUCACAGAAUUUGGGACAUUUAAUGGUGAAGUUAUGCAAUACACAAGUUUCUAGUCAUUCUUUAACAUAUAUUAAAAUAUAAUCUCUUACUCCAAUAUUUUAAACAAAAUAUUUACUUUAUUCAAAAUGAAUGCACAGAUGUUUGGUUUUUGGCAUAACAGCAGGAAUAUGCUCCAUUCCUGAUCCAUCUUUGAAAGUCAGGACUGUAAAAACAGACAUUUGAUGAUUCGGUUGGACUCUUAUCAGUUCCCUCCUUUCAUCAGGAAAUGAGCUGAGCCUGGACCAGGUUUAAUAAACGUCAGACAGGAUCUUAGAGUGAAGGAUUGUGACAUGUUUGGUUAGUGAAGGGGUUGCUAAUGAACUAUUCUUGAUCCUGCACUUUGUAUGAUUAAUGGUGGUGGGUGUCUCGAAACAUUCCACCUCGUCUAAAAUAAUAUUACACAUUCAAACGGUGCCAGUCAGAAUAAAUAUUAUCAGUAAUUUUUUCAAACCAAAAUAAUUACAGAAUGUGUCACUUUUUAUAUUGAGCUAUCUCAUAAAUUGUGGUUUAAUUUCCGGAAACACUAAUCUUAUCAGUAAAUCAGCUCUGUGUGUUUAUUGAUUUAUGUUUCCAAGAAACCUCUACAAUUCAUAGUCUUAAAUACAUCACGAGGAAGAGUUUCGAUGCCAGUUUGGUUGGUUAUGGGAGACUGCAGUCAGUCUGCUGAGAAUACUGGGCUAAAACUUGACAAACGCAGCAUCUUAAUUGUGAGAUUACAGGGUAUGGUCCGACAUUAAUACUUUCAUGGACAGCGUUAAGAAUUGGUAGAAUUUUGGUUUGUUCUAAGAUGACAAAAAUGGUAAAACUGACCUCUUAAAAAAAGAAAAAAAGAAUUGUGUCUUGUCUGUGUUCCUUUUCUACACGAAAACCCAAAGUUUCUAGCUUAUGUUUCAUUUUACACUGGUGAGGAAAAACAAAACGUUUCUUUAUUUUUUUUUUUUGCCAAUGUGAAUGAAUCAUUGUGAAAUUCUAGAGCACUUUUCUACAAGAUCUUAUUUUGUUUUAUAUGAAACGUGUUGAGAGGUGAGCAGAAUAUUUCCUUGUUGCUUGUCAUGCUUGAAACCCUGACAAAAGCAGUAUCCUGAACCGUUUGGUUCCUUCCCUGGUUUACCCACUUCCACCGUUCAACAGAAUCAUUGAAUCCCACAAUCACCAGCUAAACCUUCAAACUGUACCCUGUAGCAAGAAAAUGGGGUUUUUCUUGAGCUCAACAAUGUUUAACAUUUUUGAGAGUUUAUAUAUUGCACUUGGUUUUCCCCACUUGACCUUAAUGCCAGAGCAUAAAUACAUUUGUUUAAAGAUCAAAGGUUUUUGCAUUGUAAAGUUUACCUUAUGGUGCAUUUGUACUAUCAGUAAAUGUGCACCAUUGUUUUUUUUUUUUAUAUAUAUACUGCUUUUUUUUCUUUUUCAAUUUUUUUUUUCUGGAAAUGCCAAAAAAGGUCGUCUAGAUUUUUUUUUUUUUUUUUUUUCAAAGCACUUGUGCAAAAGCAACAAGUUAUCACUGAGAUGGAUAAAUGAAAGAGACCUCAAAUUAUACUGUUCUAAAUGUUUAAGGGCUUAUACUAUGCACUUUUCCUACAACAAUGAAUAAAGAUCUAAGUCUUA